This is a messenger RNA of Ambispora leptoticha, 1431 nucleotides long. NCBI's taxonomy places the organism in Eukaryota, Fungi, Glomeromycota, Glomeromycetes, Archaeosporales, Ambisporaceae. The record is from the annotation of a GenBank genome assembly.
UUGAAGGAUAUAAGACAACGGAGGAUCUGAUAAAAUUUUUAGGCGACCAAGACUUAGGACUGGAUGAUGAGGAUUUCAAAUUUAUUAAUAAACAAAAAAUUAAAGGUCAGAAUUUCCUUAGAUUGAAUGCGGAUAAAUUGAUGAAUGAUGCCCCCUUAUACUUUCAGUACCUCGCGUCAAAAGUUUAUUGUGUUAGUUCCGGCGCCUGGGAGGAUAUUACUCAACUGCAUGAUUGUUUAAAAAAAUGCUUCAAUCUCGAGGGUCCAUUGGAAAAUUAUGCGUUUUUUAUUAAUAAUAAAGAAAUGGAUUUUGUCUGGACAAAAAUGCAAAUCAUCGACUUUCUUAAACAACAGAAAUGUUCGGGUGAUAAUCCAGUCAGGAUAUUUGGUAAAAAAGAAGAGAAAGCCGAUACAGAUUCAAAUAAGUUAAUUGAUUUUACGAAAGAAGAAAAGGAAGUCGUCCGAAAAGCUUUUGAUAGAGCUUUUAAAGAUCCAAGUGACCUUUCAAAAAGGUUUAUGCUCUUUAUUAACAAGUGUUUGCGUAAAUACGAAACGACAAGUGAAUAUUAUGCGCCAUACACAACCUUAAUUCAAGCCAGUGGCACAGGAAAAUCCAAAUUAUUGAUGAAUUUUGCAGAAAAUGUAAUGACUGUAUAUUGUUGUUUGCGCGACUCCAAAUCAAGUGGUUAUCCAUCCAGAUCACAUAUUGCCAAAACACUAUUAGAUGAGUUUAAUCAUGAACGAAAAGCAAUAGUUACCUACCUUGCAUACAUAUGCGCAUGUUUUCAAAAGAUGCAGGAAUUUAAUGGGAGUUGCAAAAAAUGGAUUGAUGAACAUACUAACAACAAUUCUCAGGAGGACUUCUGGAAAGAUGUUGAACGUAGAAUGACUAAUAUCAUACUCGAUCUUAUGAAAUAUCAAUCAGAUAGAACAAUGGCUGAAGGGAUCAAUAAAUACUUUGAUGGACAAAAAAUAAUAAUAGGUGAAGGUUCAGUUAAAUGUCUGUUUGCGUUCGAUGAAGCUCGUACUCUGGUUAAUCAAAAGGUUGAGGGUAAAUCUCUGUUCUGCUAUGUACGACGUGCUUUAAAGCUUCUACCCAAAAAUGUAGGAAUUUUUGCAAUAUUUACCGACACACACUUAUCUAUUUCGAACUUCACACCUGUUUACUACCUCGACCCAUCCAAAAGAGUUGCAGAAGAAGGGUCUCAAUUAUUUAAUCCUUUUUAUUUGUUGGACACAGUGGAUAUAAAUAUAGAAAUGAUGGAUAUGAAUAGAGAAUUUAGAUAUGUUCCGAAGCUGAAAGAGUCUGAAAACCCGCAACAUUUUUUUCAGUACGGAAGACCUUUGUGGGGUGCACUACUAUCACCUUCUGAUAAAGUUGAAGGAUUCAAACCGGAACGUAUUAUAGAAUUAGCCGUAGACAAGCUUAUUG